CAAGAUGGUAGGGAUGCCCCACCAUCUUGCCCCAACGCGCACUUUUCAUACUGACUGCAAACACGGGUCAACUUUAUUUCAAAACUAAACAAUUUCAGUCUUAGAGGUUACUUCGAAUACUAUAAUAUCUUCAUCUAAAAGUUAUGACCAUCGAGAGGAAUGCUGGAGAUUUUUUAUCCAGGGACAGAAAAAGGGGAGGAAGACGUUGCUAUGGCUACAGGAUCCCGACCCUAUAGAGCCAAUUUUUGGAUGUCAAUAAUACUGUUCUAUGGUCAUUUUACUUGAGAAAACGGCGUAAGAAGUGAUAUUUUCAGAAUCAUGGGAUGUGAUCUAGUACACGAUUUACUUGGCGAUCUUUCUGGAAAAAUCGGCAGAUUAAUCUCUCGACAUCCAAUUUAUUUCGUUAUCCUGCCUUUAUUAAUUGCCUGUGGUUUAUCCAGUGGUCUUUACAAAAUAAAAAUAUUAAAGGAUUACGAGAAACUUUACAUCCCGAAAAAUGCGAGAAGUCUUCAAGAAAGAAAAAUGGUAGACGAUUUGUUUCCUAUGAAUUUAUCAAAGAACUUUGACAUGAUGAGAAUGUCUAAAUUAGGAAGAUUAGGAAUGGUUAUAAUUACUCCACGUGAUAAUGAAACUAUUCUAAGAAAAGAAUUACUUCAGAGAGUCGAACAAGUAGAUAAAUUGAUACAUAAUAUAACUAUAGAACAUGACAAACGAAAACUUAAUUACAGACAUAUAUGCGCAAGAAGUUCGAAAGUAUGCUACCAAAAUGGGAUUAUUUACAUGAUCAAAAAUAAGAACUUUAAUUUCGAACGAAUACCAUAUCCACUACAAUUGGAUUCCCUAACUUAUCAUUAUAUAGCUGUGCCCAUAAGCGUAGGUGGUGUCCAGUUGGACGAAGAUGGCUUCGUUUCUUAUGCAAAAGCAGUUCGUUUGAUGUACUUCUUGGACGAUGGUACAGCUACUAAACGCAAACUUGCAGAAGAAUGGGAAAGCGAAUUUUUAAAAAUAGUUAAUGCACUUAGAUAUGGAGAAGUAGAAGUGACCGCAUUCUCCAUACUGUCCAUAGAAAAUGAAAUUCAUAGAAUCACAGAACAUGGAUUACCUUACGCUUGCGUCGCAGUUCCUCUCAUGAUUAUCAUAUCUGUAAUUACUUGCAUGAUGUUCGACUGGGUAAGAAGCAAACCUUGGCUGGGCAUUUCUGGUUUCUUGACUUCAAGUAUGGCGGUUGGUAGUACUUUUGGAAUGUUCGCUUAUUUGAAUGUGGAUUUUACUGAUGUAAAUACUGCAAUUGCCCUCAUAAUUUUCGUUCUAGGAAUGCACAAUUCUUUUAUAUUUUUAACCGAGUGGAGAAGCACCGGAAGUAAUCAUAGCGUUGAAAAAAGGAUGGGUGAUACCUACUCUCAAGCUGUUCCCAUGAUUUCUGUUUCGUGCCUGACUUUAGGAAUCAUCUUCGUGCUAUCAUGUGCUCUGCCGUAUUAUGUCAUCCAAGUGUUUUCUUUCUAUGCUGUUACUGCCAUAAUAUUUACGUAUAUUUAUGGGAUGACAUUUUUUGGUGGAUGCAUGGCUCUCAGUGGAUAUCGUGAAGAAACCAAGCUUCAUCCCAUUACGUGUUUACCCAUAAAACCUCUCUGCCUUUCCGAAAAGCGAAAUCCUUUAUUCCGAUGGUUCUGUACUGGUGGCAAUGCAGCUUCAGAUUACGAAGAUAAUCAAAAAGAGCCAAAAAAUGAGUGUAUGGUGUUCUUCCAAGAGAAAUUGGGCCGUUUAUUAAAAUAUAGAAUGACAAAGAUAGUUGUUGCAACAGCGUUUGCUGCUUAUCUUAUUAUCGCAGGAUGGUUAAUCACUCGAAUCAAAUGUGGUUUGGAUUACAGCAAUCUCUUUCCAUCCAAUACUUACAGUUCCAGAUUUGUAAAACUAUUCUACAAAUAUUUUACUGACUAUUCUCAAAGACUUCAAGUAAUCGUAAAUACUCAGCUGGAAUAUUCUGAACCGGAAGUGCAAGCAAAAUUUAACGAACUGGUUCAAAGGUUCGAAAAUGCCACUUAUGCUGGAGAACAAGCGCUGACAGAAUCGUGGUUAAAGUAUUUCUACAUAUUCGUCAACAAUGUUACAGGGAUGUUUGUACUUUACGCUCAUAACCUACGAAAAAAGUUUGAAUUUUUAGAUGCCAUCAAGAAUUAUUUUCUGAAAUUAGAAACUGCGGUUGGAUUAAGUUAUGAUAUACACUUCAAUUCCAAUGCUUCCGAUAUCCUCUAUAGUCGAUUUUCUAUACAAGUUGUUCAUACUCACGAUAAUUACAACGAAAUGCAAAUGAUGCAGAACUUCAGGGAUUUGGCAGAUAAUUCUGAUUUUCCUGUAAUAGUUCAUAGUAUGUGGUUCGUUAUAUACGAUAUUUUCCUCGGAAUCAAGAGUACUUUCUUCCAAUUUUUUGGCACCACAUUACUUGCUAUGAUUGCUACUUUCUUCGUAUUCGUUCCUAAUUUAGCUUGCACAUUCUGUGUUUUCUUAAGUUUCGUUUCGAUACAAUUAGGUGUUGUAGCUUAUGCUUCUCUAUGGAACAUUAAAUUUAAUGCCGUAUCAGUAUUUAGCCAGAUUGGUUGUAGCAUAGUACCUAUUUUAUUCUGUUUACAAAUACCGUAUGUAUAUCAUAAGAUAGAAGGAAAAAGAAAAGUUAAAAAAACACUAUAUUACGCAGGCAUGCCAAUUUUUCAAUCAUCCAUAUCAACAUUAAUAGGACUAUUUGUUUUGUCAUUUGUUCCAAUACCAAUUUUUCCAAUUUUCUUUAAAGUUUCGUUUCUUGUAAUUUUGAUAACAGUAUUUCAUGCAUAUUUCGUCGUACCGACAUUACUGUUAUUUUACGAGGAUCUAUUCCCUCAUACUAAAAUUAAAAGAUCUUUCCAUAAAACUAGCCUCAGAAAUAGUUUUAGAAAAAGUAGCAUUACAUCUACAUUUAAAUCUAGUAUAAAAUCGAAGAAAGAACCGGAUGAGGAUAUGACACCCAUGUCUGGUUUCCACGAAGAAGAUGAAGAUGAAAGUGAGGAAUCUGGAUUCGAACACUCUUCCAACGAACUUAGUAAUGAAGUGUUCGAAUUCCACGACAGAGACUGCAGUGAUGAAAGUGUUUGAAUUUUCUUUACUUGAAAAAUACUCAUUCACAUUGUAUUAUUUGUGUAUCAUUUGAGCAUCAUUCAGCUUUCUCUCCAAUGCUUAAAUGCUAAAUAUAUUGUGAUACGUUAAGAGAAAGCUCAAAUUGACUGUGAUUCCUUCUGAACUUAUAAAAAUUGCUCAUUAUUCAUAUAUUGUAUAUACGUUUAUGAAAGUCAUAUAAAUACGGUUAUGUAAUUGC
Molecule: messenger RNA, 3343 nt
Organism: Centruroides sculpturatus (bark scorpion)
Lineage: Eukaryota; Metazoa; Arthropoda; Arachnida; Scorpiones; Buthidae
Product: patched domain-containing protein 3-like
Exons: 7
Coding region: 319-3123 (934 amino acids)
Cellular component (GO): plasma membrane; cytoplasmic vesicle membrane
Source: RefSeq, a predicted model, not a curated record